Ctenocephalides felis (cat flea) is the source of this 873-nucleotide messenger RNA. RefSeq lists its product as uncharacterized. NCBI's taxonomy places the organism in Eukaryota, Metazoa, Arthropoda, Insecta, Siphonaptera, Pulicidae. The coding region runs from base 1 to 873 and encodes 290 amino acids. The transcript has 5 exons. The record is from RefSeq and is a predicted model, not a curated record.
AUGUUGCUUGAGGCGACUUUGGGAUGGAUCAUUUUGGGCCAGAUCCAGGCCAGUUUCCUGGUCCCAAUGCCCCUGAGUGCACUUGCAGAGCGCACUGAUGCCCUGCAGCUAUCCGACAAUUAUCUUCCAGCUGCUAUGCAGAUUCUGCAACAUUUGUCUGAAAUGUUGCCAUACGAAUUCGAAGGGCCAACAACUACACGAAGACCUAUUUCUGCUGGACAAGUGCCCACUUCAACCUCAAAACCAGUUCCACCCCCAACAAAGCCUCACAAACCAGGAUAUUUCGCACCUGAAAAGCCACCAAAUAAAGAUGACCGAACUAUUCUUCAUUCGACAUCCAAUUUAGAUGCUACAUAUGACGAUAACUAUCUUCAAUAUCUUCCAAAAAUUCAUCGAGAUUUACAUGAACAAAUCAGUGAAACACGAAAUGAUGAAUUUGCUUUUAGCGAUUUUGAAGAAAAUGAAUUUGAUGCUAUAGGAAAUUUCUUAAAGAACUAUGAAGAUUAUGAAGAGCUAGAUGCAGAUCAGGAACGAGAUGCAUCACCUUUCUUGAGAAAGAAAAGAAUACCACCUACGAAGGCUUAUGUGGAAAUGUUGAUGCUGUAUGAUCUUAUGAAAAGGGAUGCGAAGACGCAAAAUCUCCAAAAUUAUGCAGGUUAUUCACAUGAAAUGUUAGAGGAUUUAGCGAUCACAUCACGCGGAACGGCGGCUGAUCAAUUGCGGCAUGUUUUAUCUCGAAUGCUUGAAGGCAAAGGUGCGAAAAGACCCGAUGUUAUAACCAGGUCUAAAACAAUGAUGACAGAUUUGGGUAAUCCAAGCAGUGCCAUUUGCAGAGCAAUUAUGUACUACGAACCUCUACAAUUUUUUAAAUAA